AUGGAGCCCACCUCCUCAGUAUUUAGCUAUUUGUUAUUGCACUUGUUUGUUCUCUCCUUACAAGCUCAGGUAACUGUUCAGUCCCCACCUAAUUUUACACAGCAUGUGAGGGAGCAGAGCCUGGUGACGGAUCAGCUCAGCCGACGGCUCGUCCGCACCUACCAGCUGUACAGCCGGACCAGCGGGAAGCACGUGCAAGUCCUGGACAACAAGAAAAUCAAUGCCAUGGCCGAGGACGGGGACGCUCAUGCCAAGCUCAUUGUGGAGACGGACACCUUCGGGAGCCGCGUGCGCAUCAAAGGGGCCGAGACCGGGUUCUACAUCUGCAUGAACAAGAAGGGGAAGCUGAUUGGCAAGAGCAACGGCAAAGGCAAAGACUGCGUCUUCACGGAGAUCGUCCUGGAGAACAACUACACGGCGCUGCAGAACGCCAAGUACGAGGGCUGGUACAUGGCCUUCACCCGCAAGGGCCGGCCCCGCAAGGGCUCCAAGACGCGGCAGCACCAGCGCGAGGUGCACUUCAUGAAGAGGCUCCCCAAGGGCCACCAGACCACCGAGCCCCACAGACGCUUUGAGUUCCUCAAUUACCCGUUCAACCGGAGAAGUAAAAGGACUCGAAACUCCAGCCCUCGGCAGGGCCCCUGA
Emys orbicularis (European pond turtle) is the source of this 645-nucleotide messenger RNA. It is a transcript of the gene FGF8, whose product is annotated as fibroblast growth factor 8. Gene Ontology annotation, molecular function: fibroblast growth factor receptor binding; growth factor activity. Lineage: Eukaryota; Metazoa; Chordata; Testudines; Emydidae. Gene Ontology annotation, biological process: positive regulation of protein phosphorylation; fibroblast growth factor receptor signaling pathway; dorsal/ventral pattern formation. The transcript has 5 exons. Gene Ontology annotation, cellular component: cytoplasm. The record is from RefSeq and is a predicted model, not a curated record. Bases 1 to 645 code for a protein of 214 amino acids.